Molecule: messenger RNA, 2526 nt
Organism: Caretta caretta (loggerhead turtle)
Lineage: Eukaryota; Metazoa; Chordata; Testudines; Cheloniidae
Source: RefSeq, a predicted model, not a curated record
GCUGGGCAGGAGGAAAUAGAAACCAGCUGAGCUUUUACUUUCGUUUCCCCAGGAUUAAAUCUUGGACACGGGCAGAGCGAGCUGUGGGACAGUUCUCCAACAGAGUUUGGCUUUAGUCCCAGCCCAGGAGGAGGGGAGAUUGGUCAACCAAAGCCCAGCCUGUCACUCGCUGCAUUAUGGGAAAUGCAAAUAAUAAAGGGCCGAUCCCACCCCCCUCCUCGAAGUCAGCUCCAGAGGGGAUGGUGGAUCGACUCCAGGAGGACGUCACCUGCUCCAUCUGCCUGGACGUCUUGGAGGACCCCGUCUCCAUCGUGUGUGGCCACAACUUCUGCCGGGGCUGCCUCGCGGCUCACUGGAGUGGGGUCUCGGCUUGGGGGUACCAGUGCCCCGAGUGCCGGGCUCCCUGCUCCAGGAACCAGAUGACCCCAGACACACGUCUGAAAAGCCUGGUGGAGAAAAUCAGAGACCUGCCAGUGAAGGGGACGUUGACAGGAACAGGGACAGCGAGCCCUGAGCCGGGGCCGGGGUCUCGGCCAGAGGCGGGGCGCCCAGUGCAAUUGUUGUGUGUGGAUGAGAAAGGGGGCCUGACCUUGGACGAGGAGGCCCUGAGCCUCUGCCUGGAGCAGGGUGGGGUGGGGGACGCCCCCGUCUGCCUGGUGUCCAUCAUCGGGGAGCAGCGCCGGGGCAAAUCCUUCCUGCUGAACUACCUGCUGCGUCGUCUCCGGAGCCUGGAUGUGAAGGAUGGAUCCUGGAUGGGCCGGGAGGUGGAGCCCCUGGAGGGCUUCGAGUGGCGAGUUGGUGCCUGCAGUGUCACCAAGGGGGUGUGGGCGUGGAGUCAGCCCUUCUGGGUCCCCUCCGAGGAGGGGCAGGUGGCCGUGCUGCUGGUCGACACUGAGGGCUCCAUGGACAUCGCCAGAGACACGGAGACCAGCGUGAAACUCUCCGCCCUCUCCAUGCUGCUUGGCUCCUACCAGAUCCUGAAUGUUUCCAGCCAGCUAAAGGACCCCGAUCUAGAAUAUCUGGAGAUGUUUCUGCACGUGGCCGAAGAGGUGGGAAAGGAAUACGGGCUGGAGUCCAUUCAGCACCUAGACCUGCUGGUGCGGGAUUGGAGCAACUCCUUGGUCCUUGGAACGGACGGUGGGAAGGAGCAUCUGAGAGACGUCCGACAGAUGCUGGCCGUGAGGUCCCCUUGCAAACACCCCAAGGCCCUGGAAGCUCUGAACAGAAGCAAAACCCGCUGUUACCUGAUGCCCUUCCCUGGCAAGCGGAUCAUGACUGGAAGCGAGGGAUGCGUGAGAGACAUGGAUGAGGAUUUCCGGGAGAGCCUGAGGGACUACGUCACCGGCUUGGUGGCCUCAGCCGGUCACAACAUCUGGAGGGACCGGCACGGGGUGCUGGUGACCGGGUCACAGCUCGCUGCCAAGAUAAAGGAAUUCUCUGAUCUGAUGAAGAAACGUUGCUUCGGCUUCUCCUCUCCCACUCAGAUGGCCAUCACCUUCCACAACCAGAGAGUCCUGGACAGGGCCAGCGCAGACCACGCUGUGUUUUUGAGGGAGAAGGACGGCGACUCCCGGAACAUGGUCGCCUGCCUGAAGGUGCGGCCGAGCAAGAUGGCGGAGCUGUUCGCGGAGCGGCGCGGGCAGUUGCUCUGGCGGUGCCGGACGGACAUGCGGGAGCCGGCGCUGGAGAAAGAGGCCCAGCUGACGGAGCUGGAGGAGGAGCUGACAGGGGAGGCCGAGACCUUCCUGGAGAGCUACGGGAAGCGCUUCAAGAAAUUCGCCAUUUUGGCGGGCGUGGGCGCGGUGCUGGUCCUGGGACCGGUGGGGGGCGCUGCCGGUGCCGGGAUUGCCGCCGCUGUCAUCGCUGCGGAGGCGGCUGGGGUGCUCGCCCUGGCCGAGGUGGUGGCCAUUGGGGUUGGGGCGGGCGCCGUGGCCGGGGUUGUCGUGGGCGGGGGCGUGGGCGGGGGAGUUGGUGGGAACAUCGCCCAGAAGGAUAGGCAGAGGGCCAAGGCUCCUGGCGGCGGGAGGGAGGAGGAGGACGGCACUGAGGAUCUAUCCGACGAGAAACCCCUGAUCUGAUCGGUGCCCCCCCACAAUCUGGGGCUGACGAAUGGGGUGACAGGACAGCAGCGUGGCCUGACACGUCCCCCACAAGCCACCCCAGAGCAGGGAGCCGUUGCCCCCAGAUUCUAAGAAGGGACGUUUAGAUCCUCUCGUCUGAUCUGCUGUGCCACCCAGGCUGGAGAAUGCCGCCCACUUCCCCCUGCCUUGGGCCCAAUAUCUCCUUUGCACUAAAUCAUUUCCCAGAAAGGCGGCCAGUCCGGCUCGGAAUCCGGAAAAGACGGAGACCCCCACCGCUUUCCUGCUGGUGAAUCACCCGCGCUGUGAGAAAUCGGGUGCCUCGUUUCCAACUGGAGUUUCUCGCUUUAACUUGCAGCCCUCGGUUCUCGCUCUGCCUUCCUCCAACGUUGCAGGGCCACUCCGGCUGCAACACAAAGCACCUGGAAACGCCCUGCCGAUGGUCCUG